This is a messenger RNA of Osmerus eperlanus (European smelt), 1742 nucleotides long. RefSeq lists its product as uncharacterized. The record is from RefSeq and is a predicted model, not a curated record. The coding region runs from base 107 to 499 and encodes 130 amino acids. The transcript has 4 exons. Lineage: Eukaryota; Metazoa; Chordata; Actinopteri; Osmeriformes; Osmeridae.
GCACUGCAGCUAGCGGUCGCUACUUACUUGUUUGAUCGGAAUCACGGGCCGGAUACAGCGCAAGGAAGAUUUUUCUUUUUCCAAUUCCGACAUUCAAGAUCUACAAAUGUUGACAGAAAACAGAAAACGUCGCAGGGGCUGUGACACUGAGGGGGAACAGCAGCUUAACCCCCAAGCUAAGAGGUCUGGAGGGGGUCUGGAGGGUCAUGGCCUUGUGUCUGACGUUGGACGAGAUGUCUGGGACUCUGAGUCAUCCAGCAGUGACAGUAGUGGUGGUGUUAGUAGUCCAGAAAGGGCAGCUGGCACCAGCACCAGUCUAUGCCCACAUGGCCAGAAUAACUACAAUUCCCAGAGUUCCCUCAGUCCCAUACCGGAUGACUCCUCCAGCUCCUUGAUGGGUUUCCAUGGCGACGGCUCAUCCUAUAACUACAUCAACAAACUUCUGAGGGAGGCGCAUUUCAGCAGCCUGCAGACCAGAGGUCGACCCGGCUCCACGUGACCAUGAACUAACCUGUUGACCUCUUACUCCCCCACCCCCCAACACCACUGGCAUGUGCCAGUAAGGAUGGAGAGAUACACACAAGACAAAAUGGAGGCGGGGAGGGAGGAACAUCUUGGGCAUGGCUCACCCCACCUCACCCUGUAAUGUGCCAAGACCAUAAGCACACCUGCCUUCCAUGGCCAGACCACUGUGGUUAUAUGUGCAGUAUCAGUGUGUGUGUGUGCUUAUUUUGGAAUGUGUGUAUGCCUGCGUGUGUGUGUGUGCCCCGGCACUCCAGCAUCAGGUUUGUGUUGUUGUUGCUCAUACGAGGGAACACUUGUAUGACAUUUCCAUUGGUGCUAUUGAAAGGAAGUUGAAUGAUCCAGAGUGCUUGUUGUACCUAAUAAAGCCAAGCACAUUCUCUCUGUUCCAUGUUCCUGACCAAGCCAGCACACACAUUGCUCCAACACAUGCUAAGCUUUGCGAGGGUUCUGACAACCUUCAGCUUGUUGAGUGACUUAUCUCUUAGGUUAUCCUCUUGAUUUUACUGACUGCUUGCAGACUGGCCAGAUAAUUAAGCCACUCUCCCUCUAAGUGGUGUGAUUACUUGAGGGCCAACACGUGUUUCCAUUGGCUAAUGUAAGUGGUUAUAGGAGAGUGAUGAUAGCAGUUUACAACAGACCACUCUGGGGGCUCAGCAGUGACUUUACACAGAAGAGGGGUUUGGUAGUGACACACCUCAUAGUUAUCAACUGUGCAUUAGAGGUCUCGCCCUCUGGCAUUACUGCCAGUCUUGGCUGUGAUUCAGCCCGGGUUUGAGUGGGACAGCUAGUUCACAGUAACAGUAAGAAUAUAUAUGGCACAGGCCUCUUCAGUACUCAGACCUCAAAUUAUCCAUGGUCUAAGUAUAGACCCCAGGGAAUACUGGAGCUGCAGGAAGGGGUGUGUUCAAGAUCUCAGCGUUCCUCAAUAACAGCACACCCAGGGGAUGCUGGCUGUUUGUAAAAAAACCUGUUUGUCAAGGCUGAGCCUCCCCCUCAAUCAUUGUGUCUGUAUGAAUGUACCUGCCUCGUACUGGUUUAAGGCCACUGCAGUAUGACCAUAACACUGUUGAUAAGAGAAAGAAUUGUCAGGACCUGUGAGAAUACCUUUUUUCACAUUCUAGAAUUUCACAUUUACCAUUGCAAAAUGUAAGGUUAUGAUUAUUUUUUGGAAGCAUUCAUUUAACAUUGACAAUAAAAUUUGGGUUGGCAAAACAUUU